This is a messenger RNA of Dentiscutata heterogama, 213 nucleotides long. The record is from the annotation of a GenBank genome assembly. NCBI's taxonomy places the organism in Eukaryota, Fungi, Glomeromycota, Glomeromycetes, Diversisporales, Gigasporaceae.
AUGGAUGCAGUAGAUAAUGAUCAUAAUAUUCACCAACAUACAAAUCUACCUGCAACUUUAAUUUUGCAAAAAGAUACUCAUAUCAUGUAUCUUGAUAAUAACUUAUUUGAGCAUGGUCUUUAUAAUAGAUCUAUUGGAAUUGUCAUCAAAUUAAUCAAUAAAGACGCUGUCAAUGUCAUAUUUUCUACACCACUAAGAAUGAUUACUGCAACU